AUGGACGAGGAGCAGGACGUGUACGACUCUCAAGAUGAAGAAGACCAAGCAGACGACUCCAACGUCUACCCAACAACUGGCAAUAGUGGUCAUCUCUUAAUUCUUCACAGCUUUAUAAUCGACUCCGGCAGUCGUAAUGUUAUAUCCGAAGAAGCAGUUACUAAACUCGGCAUCUUGAGAGAACCUCACCCGGCACCAUACUCUUUGGGCUGGAUCUCAGAGGGCGUUAAGAUACGUAUCACACAACGUGCCUUGAUCUCCUUCUCGGUCGGACCUCACGAUAAAGAUCGUGUUUAUUGUGACGUCGCGCCAAUGGACAUUAGUCACUUAAUUUUGGGGCGACCGUGGGAGUAUGAUCGCCAAGUCAUUCAUCAUAGAGCUAAAAAUACUUAUAGUUUCACGUGGGAUACACAUCAAAUCGUCCUCAUUCCAUCACGGGACAAAGCCACUACUCCAAAUCCACCGCCAGCGACCACUCCAGCACCACAGCAACAAAGACCGGCUACCAUGCUUUGUUCUUACUCUUCUUUCAUCUCUGAAUUGAAAGACGGGUGCAUGGCAUUCAUGUUACUCCCAUCAACAUAUCAUCGGACACUUACAACUUCAACAACAACGGCAUUGGACUCGGUUCUGGGCGAGUUUGUCGAUGUCUUUCCAAAUAACUUGCCAGAAGGCUUACCACCAUUACGCGACAUUCAACAUCACAUUGACCUUGUACCAGGCGCCACUCUCCCUAAUAGACCUCAUUAUCGUAUGAGCCCAAGUGAGCAUGAAGAACUACGUCGGCAAGUGGAGGAUCUGCUGCAGAAAGGACAUAUCAAAGAAAGCUUGAGCCCCUGCGCCGUACCUGCUCUGUUAAUUCCAAAAAAAGAUAGGACAUGGCGUAUGUGCGUUGACAGUCGCGCGAUCAAUAAGAUUACUGUUCGUUAUAUGUUCCCGAUUCCCAGGUUGGAUGACCUAUUGGAUCAAAUUGGCGCCGCCAAGAUAUUUUCAAAAAUCGAUCUCAAAAGCGGUUAUCAUCAGAUUCGAAUCCGUCCAGGAGAUGAAAGGAAAACGGCUUUCAAGACGAGAGAGGGACUUUUUGAGUGGUUGGUAAUGCCAUUUGGCCUGUCUAACGUGCCAAGCACUUUUAUGCGGAUCAUGAACCAAGCUUUGCGCCCAUUCAUUGGCCAGUUUGUUCUCGUUUAUUUUGACGUUAUCCUCAUCUUUAGUACAUCCAUCGAUGAACACGAAGACCACUUACGCAAGGUUCUCACCGUUUUGCGUCGACAGUUCUCACCGUUUUGCGUCGACAACAACUCUAUGCGGCCAAGCAUAAGUGUGAAUUUGGCGUCACCAAAGUCCUCUUUCUCGGUUAUGUGGUGUCUGAUGAGGGCCUUUCAGUCGAUACAUCUAAAAUCGAAGCAGUACGUUCGUGGCUGA
This is a messenger RNA of Brassica napus (rape), 1422 nucleotides long. RefSeq lists its product as uncharacterized. The transcript is spliced from 2 exons. Lineage: Eukaryota; Viridiplantae; Streptophyta; Magnoliopsida; Brassicales; Brassicaceae. The coding region runs from base 1 to 1422 and encodes 473 amino acids. The record is from RefSeq and is a predicted model, not a curated record.